AUGUCUUUCCUUUUCGGCGGUCAGCCCAAGAUGUCCUCGGAGAUGAAGAUUGCUCAGGCCGAGACUGAGGUUGACAUGAUCUCAGACAUGUUCUCCCGCUUGAGCGAGUCCUGCACCAAGAAGUGUGUUCCCGUCGAUUACCGCGAGGGCGACCUGAACAAGGGCGAGUCCGUCUGCCUCGACCGCUGUGUCUCCAAGUUCUUCGACGUCAACAUCAAGGUCUCCGAGAAGAUGCAGGGCGAGGCUGCUCAGAAGCAGCAGGGUCUCAUGUAA
Messenger RNA from Penicillium angulare, 273 nucleotides. RefSeq names its product Tim10/DDP family zinc finger protein. Lineage: Eukaryota; Fungi; Ascomycota; Eurotiomycetes; Eurotiales; Aspergillaceae. Gene Ontology annotation, cellular component: mitochondrial inner membrane. Gene Ontology annotation, biological process: protein insertion into mitochondrial inner membrane. The record is from RefSeq and is a predicted model, not a curated record. The transcript is spliced from 2 exons. Bases 1 to 273 code for a protein of 90 amino acids.